Messenger RNA from Columba livia (rock pigeon), 3401 nucleotides. RefSeq names its product E2F transcription factor 4 (gene E2F4). Lineage: Eukaryota; Metazoa; Chordata; Aves; Columbiformes; Columbidae. The record is from RefSeq and is a predicted model, not a curated record. Gene Ontology annotation, molecular function: protein dimerization activity; RNA polymerase II cis-regulatory region sequence-specific DNA binding; DNA-binding transcription factor activity, RNA polymerase II-specific. Gene Ontology annotation, biological process: regulation of transcription by RNA polymerase II. Gene Ontology annotation, cellular component: RNA polymerase II transcription regulator complex. The transcript is spliced from 10 exons. The coding region runs from base 54 to 1259 and encodes 401 amino acids.
CGGAAGCGGAAGCGCGGCGGGGUUGAGCCGGGGCCGGAGCCGGCGGCGGGCAGAUGGCGGAGUGCGGGCCGCAGCCCCCCGGGGGUGGGAGCGGGAGCGGGGCUGCGGGGGCGCCCAGCCGGCACGAGAAGAGCCUGGGGCUGCUCACCACCAAGUUCGUGUCGCUGCUGCAGGAGGCCAAGGACGGCGUGCUCGACCUCAAGCUGGCUGCAGAUACCUUGGCUGUGCGUCAGAAGCGACGGAUCUACGAUAUCACAAAUGUCCUGGAAGGCAUCGGGUUGAUAGAGAAGAAAUCCAAGAACAGUAUCCAGUGGAAAGGUGUGGGUCCUGGCUGCAACACACGUGAAAUAGCUCACAAACUUAUUGAGCUGAAGGCAGAUAUAGAGGACCUGGAGCAGCGGGAACAGGAGCUGGAGCAGCAGAAGAUGUGGGUUCAGCAGAGCAUCAAAAAUGUGACAGAAGACGUGCAGAACAGUCGAUUAGCAUAUGUGACACAUGAAGAUAUCUGCAAGUGCUUCACAGGAGACACCCUCCUUGCAAUUCGAGCCCCAUCAGGUACACGUCUGGAGGUUCCCAUCCCCGAGGGCCUAAAUGGUCAGAAGAAAUACCAGAUCCAUCUGAAGAGCACAAGUGGUCCCAUUGAUGUUCUCUUAGUAAACAAAGAUGCUUGGAGCUCUCCUCCUGUCGUACUACCUGUCCCUCCCCCUGAAGACCUCAUUCAGUGCCAGGCAGUUGCACCCUCAAAACCGCAGAUACCACCACUCGCCCACUUCCAGGAGGCAUCAGUUCCCAGCAGCACCCAGCCCUCUACGCCAACACCCAGCAGCACACAGGACCACAGCCCUCCCGCGCAGAAAGCCCCGAGCACAGAAUGCGGCGUCUCCACGGCAGAGUCCAAGAGCAGCAGUGACUUUGACCCCCUCAGCAACGCGUCGGCGUCAGCUGGGUUAGAUACCCAACCACUCCAGUCCUCUGCAUCGCUGGACAGCAGCUCCGUCCUACCCAGCCCCUCUACCUCCUUCGAGCCCAUCAAGCCAGAUCCCACAGGAAUACUGGAACUUCCCAAAGAGCUGUCAGAAAUGUUUGAUCCAACGAGAGAAUGCAUGAACUCUGAGCUGCUGGAAGAGCUGAUGUCAUCCGAAGUGUUUGCUCCCUUGCUCCGCCUCUCCCCUCCACCUGGAGAUCACGACUACAUUUAUAACCUGGAUGAGAGCGAAGGCGUCUGUGACCUCUUUGACGUGCCUAUCCUCAACCUCUGACUUCUCAGUGCGGCUGUGAGCCUCGUGAACACAGACCGUUUUGUAACUCUUUGGAAAGUGUCUAUUUUUGGAUUCCUUUUGUGCUAGAGCUCAAUGAGUGAGCAAUUCAGAGAUGCUCUCAUAUGGACUCAGAACCAAGAGAUGUGGACAAUACAGGCUGGGAGCCUCCCCGUAGCUUCUUCUUCUGUUGCACGUGCAACUCGCUCUGCUGCAUCUCUCUCUCCACUGGAUCCAGGGCCUCAAUUCAAGGGGUCUUGUGUUUUGAGUGUUCCCAGUUCACCCGUAGAGUUUGCCCAUGUGCCUCUCUGAGCUUCUUCAAAUCUGCAUGCCUUGGUUUUUCCUGCACUCCUAGAGGCACUUUGCACCUCCUAGGUACCAGCUGCUACAAGGAGCCCUAAUAUUGUGGUCAGUUCACAAGCCCGGCGGUAGUUAGCUAGAUUUUCUCAAUGUGAGCAGUUCAGAUUGGUGUGUUUAUAUUUCUGAAAGACAACGAGGAGAGGAGAAAAGAAAAAUGGCACCAAAGUGUCCAUUUCUGCCAGUGACUCCAGACCAAGUUAGUAUGUUUUACAAGAAAAAGCACUUUUUCUAGCCAGCUGUGCCUCCUAGUGGGACUCGGGAGCUGAGCAUCCCUAGUAGGACCCAGGAGCUGAGUGUUCACCUGAGUGUGCACCAGCAGCGAUGCUGGCUUGGCAUUCACCAGUCUGCUGAUACACGAGCCCAGGUGCUCCAGCUCCUUGUACAGCAGCUGUGCUGUUUCUACAGGGCUGAAGAAUAGGUGCCAGUAUGGUUUUUUGGGGUCUUUAUGUUGUUUUAUUUUCCUGAGUGAGGAAAUGUUUGAAAAGACUGCUGCAGCUGGUGCCUGUAAGGUACUCCAGGUACAUCAGAGCCUGCUCAUAUUUGUGAAUAGCUGUCUUCUCCAGCCAUUGCACUUGAACCUUCAGCUCUCUAAAAGGCAACCAAGCAGUAACAACUCAGUAGUACUUUCUGUGACAAGUUACAUAGGUGUUGUCAAAGUAGUGCUUUCUCCCCCUCCCCUGCCUUUUUCUCUCUUAGGGUCUGCUCAGGAUCAGGCUUUCUGUAUAUUUGAAUUUGCUCCUCUGGUGUCCAUACCCACACUCCCAGUUCCUGAUCCUGUGGCAGGUCGCUACCUAGUGUGAUGCUUUCUCUGCAUCAUUUGUUCGCAAGAUUUUCUUCGCUGCUUUGUAAUGGAAGGUCUGCUGUCGGGUUUAUGAUGAUCAAGUGUUAGCAGUCUUCGAUUCUGGAGUAAAAUGCCCUGAUGGGUUUGUGUUGUACUUUGCAAGCCCCAACGUGGGUUUUUGGUCAGAUCCUGUAUUUGUGUGUCUUCAGUUUUGCACAUCUUCCUGCUGACGUGGUGAGAGCGGCCGUCCUGCCUCCCCUGCUCCGCAAACUGCCGAAGAGAGGGCCAGGCCAGGAGCACGGCUGGCUGUGCAGCCGUCCACGUCACCAGCGGGUGUUUAACGUCUCAACUUUAGCCGCUCGCUGCCUGUGAACCACACAACCAGCUGGAGCACCAGGACUAAGGGAUGUAAAGUCACCAGUUCUUGGAACCUUGCAGAGGUGAAGAGUAUGUGCUUGAGACCUACGUCCCCGAGGUGGCUCCUUGGGCCAUCCUGCUCUGUGUGGGACUCUUCCAGAAGAGCCAUUCCUGUCUGCGGCCCUAAAGCACCAGCGUCCUCUGUGGGAAAAGCGUGAAGAAUUCAGGAGGAACAACAGGACGUUGUCUGUUUCUGGUGCUGGCGAGACAGCCGUGGCAUGGGACCCUGCCAGGGUGAACUGCCAGCCUGCACGCAGCCGGUCCCAAAAUGUCCCCCCUUCGCAUGGAAGCUGACCCAAAGCCCUCAGUCCUGCGUGCAUUAGGUGGGCUCCCUGGCUUUGGUGUAGCUCAAGCUCUUUGUGUACUGCCUGGCCCUUGCCCUCCUUCCAAGUAUUUGUGUUCGCCACCAGUUAGUUAAUCUUCGGAAAAGGAUACCUAGAGAAAAAUUUACAGUUGCAAAUGAACUUUUGAUUCAUAUAUAAAGAUUAUUUUUAUACUUUUUUUGCAAAAAGAGAAAAUUGCCUGUAAUAUUUGUACAGUGUUCUCUGUCAUGAAUAAACAAAAAACCUUUCCAGUUUCCCACCCUU